Oncorhynchus nerka (sockeye salmon) is the source of this 4031-nucleotide messenger RNA. RefSeq names its product gastrula zinc finger protein XlCGF57.1-like. The record is from RefSeq and is a predicted model, not a curated record. Gene Ontology annotation, molecular function: DNA-binding transcription factor activity; RNA polymerase II cis-regulatory region sequence-specific DNA binding. NCBI's taxonomy places the organism in Eukaryota, Metazoa, Chordata, Actinopteri, Salmoniformes, Salmonidae. Gene Ontology annotation, biological process: regulation of transcription by RNA polymerase II. The coding region runs from base 75 to 386 and encodes 103 amino acids. The transcript has 4 exons.
GCGAUAUUGCGAUGCACCAGCUACUCACUGCACACACUAGCAAAGAGAGAGGAUGAGAAGCUUCUGUUCAUGCUAUGAUGGCGUCAGAAGUGAAACCUGUCUUUGAGGAGAACACUGCACUAGGAUUCCUGUAUAGGCUGAUGAAUGGGGCGUUUCAGGACAGAGACUCCAAAGAUUCCGUUUUCUCCAAGGCUAAUGAUUGUAAGGACAACUUCAGCAUAACUCCGCCCCAUCACGCAAAAGACAAACCGCCCCUGCCGACUCUUAGAAAGGUUUCAGUGAUACUGGAGGACUGCAGGAAUUUACUGGGAGACCGUUUCAGACAAUGUGAAAGAGAGGAGAGUGGAUUUGAGGCUUCAAUUCCUCUUGGAGGAAUUGUAUGCUGACUACACCGGCCAUGCCGGCGUGUCAUCGUGCGCGUGUCAUCAUGCACAUGUUGAUUUUGUCUGUCCCCAUCAGACAUGAUCAUGACUAGAGGUCGACCGAUCAUGAUUUUUCAACGCCGAUACAGAUUAUUGGAGGACCAAAAAAAGCCGGUGCCUAUUAAUUGGCAGAUUGUUUUUAUAUGUAUAUUUGUAAUAAUGAUAAUUACAACAAUACUGAAUGAACAAUUAACACUUUUUUAUUUUAACUUAAUAUAAUACAUCAAUAAAAUCAAUUUAGUCUCAAAUAAAUAAUGAAACAUGUUCAAUUUGGUUUAAAUAAUGCAAAAACAGAAGAAAGUAAGUGCAAUAUGUGCCAUGUAAAAACAGCUAACGUUUUAGUUUCUUGCCCAGAACAUGAGAACAUAUGAAAGCUGGUGGUUCCUUUUAACAUGAGUCUUCAAUAUUCCCAGGUAAGAAGUUUUAGGUUGUAGUUAUAAUAGGACUAAUUUUGUUAUAUAUAGUUUUUAACCUUUAUUUAACUAGGCAAGUCAGUUAAGAACAAAUUCUUAUUUUCAAUGACGGCCUAUGUUACCCAACUAAUUCUGAUUCAUCCGCCCCAACCGUUCCCUCUAUACCAUUUGUAUUUCAUAUUCCUUUGACUAUUGGAUGUUCUAAUAGGUACUUUAGUAUUGCCAGUCUAAUCUCGGGAGUUGAUAGGCUUGAAGUCAUAAACAGCUCAAUGCUUGAAGCAUUGCGAAGAGCUGCUGGCAAACGCAGUAAAGUGCUGUUUGAAUGAAUGCUUAUGAGCCUGGUGCUGCCUACCACCGCUCAGUCAGACUGCUAUAUCAAAUCAUAGACUUAAUUAUAAUAUAAUAACACGCAGAAAUGUGCCUUAUUUUCCGGAUUUGACCAUAUCAAUGACUUAUCAUUUCAGUGAAAUACGGAACCGUAUUACCACAUGAGGAGAGAGACAAACUUCACACACCAGUCAGUUAUACUUAAACUACAUCUGCAUUAGCACUUGACUUUCAAUGAUUUGCCAUUUCUAAUGAACCGUUGAGUGUCAACACAAUGGCUACUGAGAUCUUUUAUAGCAAAGAUCCACACCCCUUUGACACGACAAACCACAGAUAUUUAGGAACUGUUCACAAAGAAAGACUUUUACUUGAGAGAGGAGUAUCCUAUAGCCAGAUAGCAUUCAAUAUACAUUAUCAUUCAUUUUGGUCCCUAAGAUGAGGUUCUAAUCUCGUUCCUGGUACUUCAUAGUACAAAAACACCAACUAAUCCAAUGUAUAUAUCAAUUGUCAACUUUAGAGUCUCAAGUAAACCCCCUCUUGACCCCACUCCUGGACAAGCUCACUGAGGGGAGUGACUUGCGCACAGACAUUGUGGAGACAAGUAAUUGGUUCCGCAUUAAUCACGCCUUCCCUUCACAUUGUUUAAGAAUAGGUAAAGACACAUUCACAUAUGAAGACAAUGUCCCAUUCUGUCCUCUUCCCUUUCUGAUAUUCUGCAUAGCACCAGGGACAUGUGAAAGACAAGCCUGACCUCUCCCCUCUCUGGGCCCCAAGUGACUGAGCCCUAGCUGAGGGAAAAGUCCAACUGCCAACACUAGAGUCCAAAGGGAUACAUUCUAAUGACAAGUAUCUCACAUAAGCAUAUUAUGCAACUAAAACAUCUUAAUUAUCUAUGUUACCCAACUCAUUAUGAUUAAUCCGCCCCAACAGUUCUGUGGCAUCCAUAAGUCUAAAUAUUGCUGUUACAUUGCACAACCUUCACUGUUAUGCCAUAAUUACGUAAAAUUCUGGCAAAUUAGUUCCCAACAAGCCAGGCGGCCUAAACUGCGUAUACCCUGCCUCUACGUGCAAUGAACACAAGAGAAGUGACACAAUUUCCCUAGUUUAAUAUUGCCUGCUAACCUGAAUUUCUUUUAACUAAAUAUGUAGGUUUAAAAGUAUUGAUUUUAAGAAAGGCAUUGAUGUUUAUGGUUAGGUACAUUCGUGCAACGAUUGUGCUUUUUUCGCAAAUGCGCUUUUGUUAAAUCAUCGCCCGUUUGGCGAAGAUGGCUGUGUUUGUUAGGAAGAAAUGGUCUUCACACAGUUCGCAACGAGCCAGGCGGCUCAAACUGCUGCAUAUACCCUGACUCUGUUGCAUAGAAUGCAAGAGAAGUGACACAAUUUCCCUAGUUAAAAGAAAUGAAUGUUAGCCGGCAAUAUUAACUAAAUAUGCAGGUUUAAAAAUAUACACUUGUGUAUUGAUUUUAAGAAAGACGUUGAUGUUUAUGGUUAGUUAGGUACAUUGGUGCAACGACAGUGCUUUUUUUUCGCGAAUGCGCUUGUUAAAUCACCCGAUUGGCGAAGUACGCUGUGAUUCAAUGAUAAAUUAACAGACACCGCAACGCAGGACAUGCUAGAUAAACUAGUAAAAUUAUCAACAAUGUGUAGUUAACUAGUGAUAAUGUUAAGAUUGAUUGUUUUUUAUAAGAUACGUUUAAUGCUUGCUAGCACCUUACCUUGGCUCCUUGCUGCACUCACAUAACAGGUAGUCAGUCUGUCACGCAGUCUCCUCGUGGAGUGCAAUGCCAUGAUUGGUGUCCAUAAAUGCCGAUUACCGAUUGUUAUGAAAACUUGAAAUCGGCCCUAAUUAAUCGGCCAUUCCGAUUAAUCAGUCGAGCUCUAAUCAUGACAUGCAAGUUAAAUUACCAAAAUCAAUUGUGAAUCAAAUAUAUUAAUUUAGGGGCAGUUCCUCCACUCUGAUAAUUAAUCCACAGAUAAAAAGGCAAACCUAGUUUUUAGUUAGUUAAACCCAUGUGGGUUUGUAUCUUCCUGAUAUCCAGUAAGGAGGGGACUUGUGGUGCAUCUCCAAUAGAACCAAGCUAUGGCUAUGAAGAUGCUCGUUAAUGCAUGUGAGCAGUGUGUGUAAAAUGAUUUGAUGUAUGUGCACAUUUAUUUAGCAACUCUGUCACUCAACGUGGACUGUGUGAUGUGCGUGUUAGGCUAGAUGCAGCUAUACACAAAAUAUAUGCUCAACCAGGGCUGUAGCUACACAUGAGGAAACCGAUGUCCGGACCUCAGUCAUUUUUCAGAAUAAAACAUCUAAUGCAUAGUUUUGGGGGAACUGUUGGGGUCUCAACUUACUGUUGAUAGUUAGAAUAGUAGAAUACACAAAGUGCAAUUUUGAAACUUGGUUGUGCAUCAGCAGUUUUCCUCUUGUUAUGUCGCUCACUGACAGUCACUCAAUUAGUCCAUGUCUGUUAACAUUUUUUAAAAGCUAUCUUACCUUGUUGUAAUCAUGGCCUAAUUACUGGCUGGGCACUGACCUCCAAGGGGGCCCCACAUUUGAUUUUGUUAGUCACUCUCACUAAGAUAUCAUAUUAACAUGGCAUAAGUCAUGGCAAAAUGUGUAGAAUUUCAGGAAAAUAGCUGUAAAGCAAACUUAUUUGUUCACAUUUUUCUGGUAACAGAAAGCAUUUUAGAGUUUUUAAAUUGUAUAUAAAUGCAGUAAAUGAGCUUUAACUUAAAUAUCUAUAUUUGGACCUCACUAAAACUCAGACCCUGGCUACGGCCCUGUGAUCAACAUGUUCGUACAAGCUUUGGUGUCUGUUACAGGAAUUUAAUUCCUCCAUGUUUUAACACCCAAUUAAAAUCAAACACUGUCAAUUCAUAA